AGGAGGAGGAGAAAGUGAAAGGGGAGGAGUGGAGGAGAAACCCCGGCCUGGUGAGGAAGAGAGAUGUGAUUGUGCGUGUUUGGGACGAGAGGAGAGCACAGAGUGAUCUCAAUCCUGGCGAAAGUCCGACCGUGAAGGGAGCGCACUUCAAUCACGUGGGUAUAUUGGUUUAGUGCCGGGCAAAAAGUAAAACUGUCGCCGGAGUGACUUCUCCUUGCACUUUGAUUUCCUCCUGCCUUUCGACCCCCUCCGCCCUGCAUUCCGCGUAGCAGCUGUGUUUUAAUGCGCACCCGAGGAGGAGAGGAAGGAGAGAAGAGUGAGGAAGAAGAGGCAGAAGAAGAAGAAAAAGAAGAAGGAGAAGUGAGAAGGCCUGGACACCACCCCUCCUCGCCUUUUGGAGGACUGUCCACUCUCCCCUCCUGGCCCUGCAUGGACGGGGAUGGGGAGAGCCGGAUGCUGUUGCCGCGGGGCUGAGCGCCUCGUCUCCCCGUCUCUGGUGCGCCGCUUCCGGCCACUGCUGCUGCUGAUCAUCGCUGUCUGCUGCGGUGCUCAACUAGGUCAGUGCCAGGUUGCCACCCCUCAUUGCCAUAUCCAGAAGUGCAACACCGACUUCGUCUCCCUGACCUCCCACCUGUCGCCGGCAGUGGAUGGCCUUCACACUGAGUUUUGCAAGGCUUUACGUUCGUACUCGGCCUGCACCCAGAAGACAGCCAAGUCCUGUCGUGGGGACCUCAUUUUCCACGCGGCGAUGCUGGGCAUCACCGACCUCAUGAGCCAGAGGAAUUGCUCCAGAGAUGGGCCCACGUCCUCCACGCGCCCUGAGGUCCAACACGAGCCCUGCAACUACCACAGUCGCACCCAGCAUGCACACACACACUCCCACGCACACGCCCCUGGCCAUAGCCACACUCGGCCUGUCUACCUGUUCUGCGGGCUGUUUGGGGAUCCACACCUGAGGACGUUUAAGGACAGCUUCCAGACUUGCAAGGUGGAGGGGGCGUGGCCUCUGAUCGAUAAUGACUAUCUGUCGGUACAGGUCACUAAUGUCCCUGUGGUCCCUGGCUCCAGCGCCACAGCAACCAAUAAGAUCACCAUCAUCUUCAAGCCCUAUGAGGGCUGCACAGACCAGAGGGUCUACCAGGCCGUCACAGACAACCUCCCUGCUGCCUUUGAUGAUGGUACAGUGAGCAGCGGAGAGCCCAUCCACAUUUCUGCUGGUGCAAAAGGUGCAACUGGGAAGGUCCGGGCCCUGUGGAUCUCUGAGCGCAGCCCGGGGCACCACGUCGAGUUGUACGCCGGCUACAUUGGUGUGACUGUGAUCGUCCGCCAGCUGGGUCGCUACCUCACCAUGGCAGUGCGGAUCCCAGAGGAACUGGCUCAGGCCUAUGAUUCCACCCAGGACCUGCAGCUCUGUCUGAACGGCUGCCCCGGGGGAGAACGCAUCGACAAGGCGGGGCAUCUCCCCCUGCCCCUUUCCCCUCCGCCACUCGGCCUGCAGCUCCAGCAGCUACGUCGACCCAGCUACUCCUCACAGACACAAGAAUCCCCCUACGGUGCCACGCAGGUUUUUAGUGUGGAGGGGGCCAAGCAACGUUGCAGGGAGCAGCUGGAGGUGCAGGACAUUUACUUCCACUCCUGUGUGUUUGAUCUCCUCACCACCGGGGAUGCUAACUUCACAGUGGCGGCAUACAGUGCCCAGAAGGACAUGGAGAGUCUUCACCCUCACCAGGGUAGAUGGAGGAUCUACCCCCGUGGCUCGGCCAUCUCCACCUUACACUCUGAUUCUCAACAUAUCAAACAACUGUCUCUGCUCUUGCUGUGUUUCCUGAGCGUGGUGCUGUGAGAGCAAAGUAGGACGUUUGUGUAUGUGUGUGCACUAGAGAGAGUUUGGGAAGUUUUUAACUAAGGCACUGAUACUGAGCACUGAAGCCUCCCUCAUGUAGAGAGGAAACAGCUGGACGGUUACUGGGAAUUUAAGUUUUUGGCCAAAAAAUACUGGCCACACUAACUUUACAUAUCUGGCAGAGUCAGCCUACUGGGUACUUACUCAAGAGAUGUGACGACGGCUUUCACAAUCUGUCUUUAUCUUUGGAUAAGACACCUGACAAUGACACAAACAUCUGUGGGUGAAUAGAGUGUGUGGAUAUACAAUCCAAACUGUAAAUAGCUUGUCUUCAGUGCACAGUGUAAUGGCGUAGAGUUUUUGUGUAAUUUGUUGUGAUUAUUCUUUGAUACCUCAGACAGAGGAUGUUUGUUUUAAACAGAAGCACUUUAUUUCCUUUUUUAUUUUAAUUUCUACAAAUCCACAUCAGUGUUUUUUUUCCUCUCUCUCUUGCUGUCCUCCACCAAUCCUCAAUGGCUCAAGUUUUCGAGACCUUCUGUAAUAUACAUUUUGAUCAUUUCAAAGUAGGUCUUUUAAAUUCAAGGAGCUGCCAUUUUUAUUGAUAUCCAUCAUUCUUUCAGUAGCUGAUUGGACUCAGCAUCUGAUUUUAAUGUGAGUAAGUCAAUGUGAGUUGUUCUCUUUUGAAUGUAUUAUGAAAAUUGUCACAGCAAAUGCCAUCAGUACUAUUCUGUUGCUGUUUGAAUUGGUUGUUUUUCCUCAGUCCUGAUUUCAAAUAUCUGGAGUGUGUGUGUGUGUGUGUGUGUGUGUGUGUGUGUGUGUGUGUGUGUGUGUGUGUGUGUGUGUGUGUGUGUGUGUGUGUGUGUGUGUGUGUGUGUGUGUGUGUGUGUGUGUGUGUGUGUGUGUGUGUGUGUGUGCCUGUGUUUUUUUUUUACCAGUUGGUGACAUGCUUGGAUGUGGUUGUUUUAUUCCCACCAUUUUGACAAGAGGCUGUGACAAUACAGGCCCAUGUUUGUUGCUCUUUGUUAUCUUUGUCGUAUUAAUUUGAGCCAAAGACAGAUAUUGUAUGUUUUUUCAUGUACAAAGGAGAUCAUAGCUCACCACCAAACCAGCACCGUUAUCUUUGUCACACUCUUCUUCUUUUAACUGCUACUGUAGAUCAUUUUUGAUGAGCUGAUCCUUUUUGGGAUAAAUGUAAGAUACUGGGGUGUAGAAAAAACACUGCUAACAACUCUCUCUGCUGAGACAUGUGCUUCAGCAGUGGGUUGUGGGAAAUGUAUGUCAUUUAAAACCUGAUAGAAAUGUCCCUUAACACUAUGAGCCUUUUUAUCCUGUAACAUUUGUAUAAUGAUGCUCUAAAUGGUUGGCAAUAAUCAGCUUAAUCUCAGUUCUUGGCAAUGUGAUCUCUUACAUCGCGUGUGUCAGUUUGGUGAAGAGUGACUGGUCAGUGUUGAAAUACUUAACUUAUUUAUGAACGUAGUGUCCUGUAGAGGAAGUUAAGCUCCAUAUUCUUGCUGUUGGAUAAUAAUUUUAAAAAAUGUCAGAUGUGAUUGUACUGCCACUUAGUGGUGCUCUGUUGCUAUGUCAGUGUGUUACUUAAGGCGCUCCAAAAACAAAAACAGAAAAAAAAACAUGGAGGAAAAAACUGUGUGCAAGUGUUUUAUUUAAAAAAACAACAACCAAUAAAGUCAAAAUGGUUCAAGUUUA
Eleginops maclovinus (Patagonian blennie) is the source of this 3547-nucleotide messenger RNA. RefSeq names its product repulsive guidance molecule BMP co-receptor b (gene rgmb). NCBI's taxonomy places the organism in Eukaryota, Metazoa, Chordata, Actinopteri, Perciformes, Eleginopidae. Gene Ontology annotation, molecular function: coreceptor activity. The record is from RefSeq and is a predicted model, not a curated record. The transcript has 3 exons. Gene Ontology annotation, biological process: BMP signaling pathway. Gene Ontology annotation, cellular component: plasma membrane. Bases 440 to 1843 code for a protein of 467 amino acids.